AUGGCCACAGAGCAGGCAAGGGGGCAGCAUGACCUGGACCCCAGUUGUCAGGAGCCUCCUGUGGGGGAUGUGACUCCCAAGAGGGAUGCUGGGGGCGCCCCCUUGACUAGGAAGAAGAGCAAGAGGGAGCGGGGCCUCCGAGGGUCCCAGAAGGGCCCUGGCAACUCUGGGGAGCAGGCCCCUGUCCAGGGCCCUGAGGCUUCAGGGAGCAGCAAGAACCCCUCUAGGACCAAAGAGGGGCAGGGAGAGCCACCCCCUACAGCCCCAGGGCCGGCCUCUCGUCGCCAGUCUCACCGGCAUCAUCCUGACCCCCAGCACGAUGCCGCUCAGAGGACAUACGGGCCCCUGCUGAACCGCGUCUUUGGAAAGGACCGUGAGCUGGGCCCGGAGGAGCUGGAUGAGCUUCAGGCUGCCUUCGAGGAAUUUGACACUGACCGUGACGGCUACAUCAGCUACCGGGACCUGGGCGACUGCAUGCGGACCCUGGGCUACAUGCCCACUGAGAUGGAGCUCAUCGAGGUGUCACAGCACGUCAAGCUGCGCUUGGGUGGCUGUGUGGACUUCGACGAGUUUGUGGAACUGAUAGGCCCAAAGCUGAGGGAGGAGACGGCGCACAUGCUGGGCGUGCGAGAGCUGCGCUGCGCCUUCCGCGAGUUUGACAGGGACAGGGAUGGACGAAUCACGAUUGCUGAGCUGCGGCAGGCAGCACCGGCUCUGCUGGGGGAGCCAUUGGAGGGUACUGAGCUGGAUGAGAUGCUCCGGGAAGUGGACCUCAACGGGGACGGCACCGUAGACUUUGAUGAGUUUGUGAUGAUGCUGUUCACCCCCUGA
Messenger RNA from Cynocephalus volans (Philippine flying lemur), 831 nucleotides. It is a transcript of the gene CABP4, whose product is annotated as calcium binding protein 4. NCBI's taxonomy places the organism in Eukaryota, Metazoa, Chordata, Mammalia, Dermoptera, Cynocephalidae. Gene Ontology annotation, molecular function: calcium channel regulator activity; calcium ion binding. Gene Ontology annotation, cellular component: cytoplasm. Gene Ontology annotation, biological process: regulation of voltage-gated calcium channel activity; visual perception. The coding region runs from base 1 to 831 and encodes 276 amino acids. The transcript is spliced from 6 exons. The record is from RefSeq and is a predicted model, not a curated record.